Molecule: messenger RNA, 1311 nt
Organism: Rosa chinensis
Lineage: Eukaryota; Viridiplantae; Streptophyta; Magnoliopsida; Rosales; Rosaceae
Product: cyclic nucleotide-gated ion channel 1-like
Exons: 3
Coding region: 178-912 (244 amino acids)
Source: RefSeq, a predicted model, not a curated record
UACACCGUAUAUACUGAAGUGAUCUUCCCCUUCAAGUUCAGGCUUUAGUUAAUUACUCGAGCAAAUACUCUCAGCUCUCCCUGCCAAAAAUCUCUAUAUUUUCAGGGUUAACGUUCAGACAUGCAAUUGCUACCAGCUGGUAUUUAUCCAUCGUAAAUCGACAUAUAGGUGAAAGCAAUGGAAAACCAACCAGGCGAGAGCGUCGCCGUAAGCCUUCCAUCGCCACCAGUGUACCAUUUGGAGAGGUCAGCAGCUACAGCUUCAAUGAGAAAAUUGUGGUCAACAGUUACUCAUCUAAUUAGACAACUAUGGUCAACCGUUAUUUAUCCAAUUGGAGAAUGCUGCUGGCUAGUGAUAUUUACUCCCAGUUGGACAAUUUGUGAUAUCUACGGACCCGACACAGACAGUCCAAUAGACUACAUUAUACUUGGGACUGUAUGUCUGGCACAUAUAAUUCUUUUACCCAUCAAAUAUACAUGGAAACUGCUAAGAAGGAAGGCGAUUCUGACAUGUAUUGCAGUGUCGUUGGAUCCUUUCUUCUUUUAUAUUCCAAUCAUCAAUCAGGAAAACAAGUGUCUUGGAGUUGACAAAAAACUGAGGAAUACACUUCUUGUGUUGCGAUCACUCACGGAUUUUGCUAGUGUAUUGCAUAUUGUAUCUCAAGUUCGGGAUUGGACCAUCGACCCAAACCCCGACUCCCACACCGACACCGAAUCCUACUUUGACUCUGAAGCCAGGCCGACAUCAUCGCUGUUGCAAAAACUGAUGAAGUCCAUAGUAGAGGCAAUAAAUGGGAGGAUGCCUUGGUUAUCUCUCUCUCUCCUGAAUGAUUUUCUUGCUCUUCUUCCAAUUCCGCAGCUGUAUUUUUCAGGUGGCAAUAGUAGUUGUCUUCUUCAAAAUGGGGGGCUCUAAAUUUUUCCUUCAAAGAACGAUUCUCAAUGUCCUUCUAAUAUUUCAAUACAUCCCCAGGAUUUGUCAAAUCUACCUAUCAAGCAAGAAACUAGAAAGGAUUGGAAUAUGGGUUAAAGGUGCAUUCAACUUUUUUCUUUACAUCCUCGCUGGGCAUGUAAGUUUUAUCUCUAAUAUCACAGAUUAUAUAUAUAUACUAGAAGCUGCUCAUUCCCUCUGGGUGUGGAAAAGUGGGUGGUUAUCAGUUUAAAAAUGGGUAGUUAAUAUAUAUUUUUAUUGUUUUAGUGUUUUGACGAUUAUGUCCUGUAGAAUGAAAAUUGUGCUUUGUUUUUUAAUAUUUUAAGGGUAUUUUAGUACAUUUUUUUAGUUUUGGCUAACAAAGCCUGUUCUAUUAAUAUUAGU